AUGCCUCGUAGGAAAAAGCAGGACGGGAUCAAUGACGAUAGCAUCAUAAACCCGACUAUAGAAGAUACUUCUGCCUGUGAUGCCGACCCUAGACGGUCGUCGCAGCGCAUCAUUGCCAUGAUCGAAACCCAGUCACCAACUUCUACCAGCCACAAAUCCAAGGCUGCAGCAUCACAGACCAAGAGACUCAAAGGUCUCAAGAUGGCCUCAAAAAGCUCUGACGUUACACCCCAAAACCGGGGCGAUGACAUGAGCAGCGAGGCAGAGUCAAAUUCGACUUCGGAGCUCUACCCGGACGGAGUCAAUGAUCAGCGUGCAAAGGGUGUUGGCAGUGCCAUUCAGCGCUUGUCACGACUAGAAAGACGACUUCAGCGCAACCUAAAGAAGCAGCAGCUCAAGGUGGAGAAAAGCGUGGAUUCUUUGGACGCAGGGGCUCACCGAUCAGCGGCGAAGAAGCCUCACCCUUCGCGAUGCAUAGGGGAUAUCAACACCCCGCCACCACCAGCACCCGAGAAGAAAUAUGAACUCAUAGAUCUUGACGUGCCGCGGGUUCUCACUGCCAAGAGAGACCUGUCCAUAGACAAGAAUUCUAUCCCCAAGAAAUCAGGCCAAAAAGAGUCCAAAGUCGUUGAGAGCGUAGACCAGACGCCGGGUGAGGCUGAAAGGGGUGCAGCUAGACCGCCACCUGUUGAUAGCGACUACCUGCCAUUGCCAUGGACAGGCCGAUUAGGAUAUGCAUGUCUCAACACUUAUUUACGCGCCGCAAAACCUGCGGUCUUCAGCUCGCGCACCUGUCGGAUGUCAUCCAUUAUAGACCAUCGCCACCCUCUUACUGACCCUACACAGCCUGAGCAUGCCAACAAAAACCGUCCCGACAAGUCACAAAAGCCAGAGAGACAAAGAGGCCAAGAAUUCAUCCAGAAACUUGGGUUGGCAAACGCACGAGACAUCGAUAAGAUGCUACGCUGGAAUGAACGUUACGGAAUCCGUUUUAUGCGUCUCAGUUCUGAGAUGUUUCCAUUCGCCAGUCAUGAGGAGCACGGAUACAAGCUUGCUCCAUUUGCCUCCGAGGUGCUUGCUGAUGCUGGCAAGACUGCAGCCAAGUAUGGCCACCGGCUGACCACCCAUCCUGGACAGUUCACUCAGCUUGGAUCUCCUCGUGCCGAGGUCAUCACUGCAUCAGUGAGGGACUUGGAAUAUCACGACGAGAUGCUCACACUGCUCAAGCUGCCUGAGCAACAGGACCGCGAUGCAGUCAUGAUUCUACAUAUGGGUGGCGUUUAUGGGGACAAAGCAGCCACCCUCGACCGCUUCCGCCACAAUUAUACCACGCUUCUGUCAGAUUCAAUAAAGCGUCGACUAGUUCUUGAAAACGACGAUGUCUCUUGGUCGGUUCACGAUCUCCUUCCUAUAUGCGAAGAGCUUAAUAUCCCAUUGGUCCUCGACUUUCACCAUCACAAUAUCGUCUUUGACCCUGAGAAGGUGCGGGAAGGCACAGCCGAUAUAGUUCCACUGUUUCCUCGGAUCCGGGCGACCUGGGACCGCAAGAACAUCAGGGUGAAGAUGCACUACAGUGAACCCUGCUCGGGCGCCGUGACGCCGCGUGACCGGCGUAAGCACAGUCCUAGGGUGGCGACUUUACCUCCCUGCCCGCCGGAUACAGAUCUCAUGAUCGAGGCCAAGGACAAGGAACAGGCUGUGUUUGAGCUUAUGCGGAACUUUAAACUCCCCGGAUAUGAGCGCAUCCGAAGUAUCAUUCCAAACGAGCGUGCAGACGAGCCAAGACCCCCGCCAUCCGCAUCAAAGAUUUCAAAGGGAAAGAAUGGACGUCCCGGAAAGAAGAAGAAGAAGGAGGGCGAUGAUGAUUACGAUGUCAAGGCUGAGCUUGGAGACGACAUUACACACCACCAAAAAGAUGUACCCGAGGGGCUGGGGUACGAUGAUCCUACCAUUCCGCCUGCGAUACCACUGGAAGAGAUCAACAUGGGAGGUCCCGAUGGCAGGGUGUAUUGGCCUCCUGGUAUGGAGGACUGGCUAAGGCCACUGAAGCGAGACCAGAAACGCAAGAUUGAGGAUGUGGAGGAGCAUGAUGAGUAG
Molecule: messenger RNA, 2097 nt
Organism: Pyricularia grisea
Lineage: Eukaryota; Fungi; Ascomycota; Sordariomycetes; Magnaporthales; Pyriculariaceae
Exons: 3
Coding region: 1-2097 (698 amino acids)
Biological process (GO): nucleotide-excision repair; mitochondrial DNA repair; response to UV
Cellular component (GO): nucleus; mitochondrion
Molecular function (GO): endonuclease activity
Source: RefSeq, a predicted model, not a curated record